AACAUGAGGCCAAUUGACAUGACUGAUGUUGCCGCUUGCAGUGAGUUUGAUUCCCAUAAUUUCACAGAAAAGGUCUGUGGCAAUCAGACAAUACUCCAGGGUCUGCUGAAUAAUGUGGACAGUGCCUGGCUCCUUAAGUAUUGCAGCAAAGCUGACCAUUUCUUGCCCCUGGAAAUGUGUCAGUACCAUAAAUGGGUGGCUCAGGUUCCUUCUUCUCCUAUCAUUCAGCAGUGCUGGGAUUACAAUAAAAAACAGUUUGCGUCUGUUGUCUGCAGUAAUGAGGAGCUUCUAUCUCAGCUGAAAAUGGAUACAUCUAACAGUUGGAUCAGCAUUAUCUGCUCCACAGAAAGUCAGACUUGCCUAGUGAGAGAUAUAGUGACCUGGCUGAAUUGGUCCUGCAGCAGUGACCUUUCAACUGUAUGUCAGUACAGUGGUAUCAGGCUAGAGAGUAUGGAGUAUCUUAUUCAGUGUGGAAUGGAAAUGGCAGGGUUCCAGGUAGGCGGAACCGCAAUUCAGCAAGUAGUCUCAUCCUUCCAUAAAUCAGUGAACAAAAUAGUUAUUUUGCUAGCAGUGCUGGAGGAGAGCCACCUGGUUUCUCUACAUCUUACAGAGAACAUUCGUCUGAGUAUUUUACAGUCCACCAUGAUGUACCUACGCACUCAGGACAACUUUGCAACAAAAAGAGUUCUUCUACAGUGCUUUGGGAACCUCCUGAUGAGCCUGAUGCAGACUGGCAGGGAGAUCUCUGAUGAAAACUUCUUCCUAGUGAAGGAAUACUUUCAGCUUCCCCUUGAGAUUAUUAAGUCUGUACUCAUGGCUAUGGACGUAAAAGCAGGACGACAGAUACUUCUAUACCUAAACAGAAACUGGGCAGUCCUAAAGUUGAGUGAUGACUACUUGAAGACUAUAGCUUCGGUAUAUCUGCAAAAAUAUGUGAUCGCAGAUCCCUCUUUGUUUGCUGAACUGUCACAGCUUUUGAGUUAUGCUUCAGUUUCAGAUAUCUCCAAUCUGCCAGCCCUGCAAGACAACCUCAUAGUAUUGUCGGCAAUCGGUAGUUCCCUGCCCAAGCUAAAUCAAGACCAGAAAACAGCAUUUGGGAAUUGGCUUGGCAACUCGGUUAAAUUCCAGAGUGUGGCAAAGUGGCCGAUGGCAUUUGUCAAAGAAGUAGGAGCUCUUCUGGCUUGCCUUCCUUUUAACAAGUUCCAGCAACUGUCUGCUGCUCAGAUGUUGGUGAAUGUUGAAAAACUAUUGGCUGUCCCCAUGACAAACCUUCAGCAGCAAUUUCUCGCUCAAAGUAUUUUGAAGGCAUAUACUAACUUGACAUCCCAGGAUUUCAAGAGGCUGGGAAAUCUAACUUGUCUAGGGCAUACGGUUGACUUACUGCCCUAUCUGCGCACACCUGCCAUGGACAUCAUUAAGAAAAGCAUACAGAACUGCCUUCGUAUGGGUUUCAUCAUUCCCAGUGAAAUGAUUUCACUCUUCCUUGUGAAUAGCACACUUUUGAAUAACGUAUCAGCCCUCAGUAUCGAGCAACUCAAUGACUUGGCAGUGGUAAUGCCAAAUCUAGGCCUCCCCUUUCUCAAACAGCUUCUGCCCUCUCAGGUUGAAGCUUUGCUUCCAGUGCUCAGCUCUGUGGAGUUCUCUCCAUUUCAGGCCCAGGAGCUGGUAGACAAGCUGUUCCUGAGGAAAUCGGACAUUCUUCCAGUUACACUCAGCAGUUUGGGCUCUCUCAUUACUGGGGUGCGUCCAGAGAUUCUGCGGGGACUGUCAGAAGACACACUUGCAUAUGGUUUGGCAAAUAUCAGUAACUGGAAGUCUCUCCUGAAUCCUGUCCAGAAGGCAACCAUUGCUAGUAAACUCUGGGCAUCUAACAGAGUCAAAGAGUGGUUUGACAUCCUGGAGCCUCUGGUUUCUGAGACCCCACUUUUGAUUGUAAAAUCACAGCUGCAGGCUCUGCUCUCCAACAUCUCAGCUACUAGUCGCAUGUCAUGGAACAACCAGCAGGCUAAACUCCUUUUCAGGGAAACCCAACGUGACAAGAGGAUCAGGACAGAGAGCUUCCUUCAAUAUCUUGGAAAAAUUCUUCAAGGUAUUGACUGCACAACUUUAGGCAACUUGCUUUUCAGCUCAACAUCUCCCUCCUCGGCUGGUUAUAAGAUUUUACUGUUCUUUCAGGAGGUUGCAGUGCAGCUGCCAAGUGCCCUGAAACAGUGCAUAAUUGAGCAGAUGAGCAAUGUCAGCUUAACAACAGUGCUGCUGCAGGAUCUAGGUGCCCAGGUGGCAGUUGAGCUCCCGAUCAGCAAGGUUAAAAGGCUGUCUACUGAUGUGAUGCAAAGUUUGCGAACAAUGAUUGUCCAGGAUCCAAAUGAAUUUCUCAAUCUUCCAAAGAUCAGACAGCUCCUGUUAGUGGAUAAAGUGGCUCAGAGGCUGGGUGUCUAUGGUGGGGAGUUCACCAAGGAAGAGUUUGAGUCACUUGGUGUGAUGGCAUCUAUGGUGGUGGAAGAGAUCUUUAUCAACCUUUCCCGGCCCUUUCUAGCAGAAAAUAUACAAGAGCUUAACAAUGGGUGCAUUGACAAGACUAAAGGAGAUAUUCUGGGGGCAAUGCUGGAAGAGACAAAUGUUUUUGGUCCAGCAUCCAAUUGGACCGAUGUAAAAAUGGAUCAGAUAGACAGAUUUGUGUUCUUUCUACCAAAUGCUGCAAUGAAGAAGAUUCCAAAAAGCCUCAUGUCACUUGAAAGAAUUGAGCGGUUAUUCCAAACCCAGAAACAGUGGGAUAAAAGUGCAAUUGGAAUCGCCUGCGCGCAGAAUGUGGAAGAGUCAGACAAGGAAGCCAUGCUCAGAAGCCAGCAGUUUCUGCUGCAGUAUUUUUUGAGUGUAGUCAAAAGUGGAUUUUCACCAAAACUUGCUUUGCCUCCAAGUUGUAGCAGUGUCCAGUCUACGUUGCCUUCAGCAUGGGAUCUAGAAAGUCUCAAAAGCAUGUCAACAGAUGAUUUCAUCAAUUGCCUGGAAACCAUUGGUCAAGACCCACACUUCCAGCCAGAGAAUCUUUCUCAGUUACUGCUCAGAUUUAAGCAGAUUUUUGGACCUGCUGCUUCUCUGCCCUCAAAAGCCAUCAAGUUCCUUGGGCUGAUAGCCACAAGAUUCACAGAAAAUGAGCUCAUGCAAUUGGACCUCUCAGACCUGACAACUGUUGCCACUCUGGGGAAAAUUGAAAUAUGGUCUUCUCGACAGCUGUCUGCCCUCUACACAGCCUAUCUAAACUCUAGCAAACAGACUUCAGGUAGCUUUGAUGUUAGUGUUCUGGUGGCACUUGGAUACAUCAUCUGUGGCAGUAAGGUAUCAGACAUUUCUAAGAUGAAUCCUGUGGAAUUCAGUAAAUCAGUUAUUUGGAUUGGGCAGUUGAAACUACCCUGCUCUGAAAAUCAGCUGGAAGAAAUGACCAAGCUGCUAAUGCACAGCCUUGCAUUUGGGCCAGCAAGUAACUGGCAGGGUGACACCUUCCUAGAGAUUGGAACUAUUGCAGCUGGACUUCCAGAUUUUGUGUUGUCUUCACUUGUGAAAGAACAAAUUGAAAGCCUUACACCUUUGGCUAUUUCCAGCAUUCCCUCUUCAAAGUUAUCUGUGGCGUUUAGCCCCACCCAGAUAAAAAUGUUCACUUAUAAUCAGGGAGCUGCCAUCACUGCAGAUCAGCUUCUGGCCCUCAACAGUCAGCAGCAGGCUGCAUUAUCCAUGGUGCUGGCAUCCUGGGAUGACAGACAAAUUGAUUUUCGAGGAAGGUCCAGAGGAGUACGUCUGUAUGUCAUAAGCCUUGGACUUAUAUCAAGCCUGCUGUCAGCACUGUUGCUGUUGCACUGCCUACAGAAUUAGAAAACUGUACUUCUUUAACAGCACCACUAAAAUAAUCUUAACAGGUAGAAGUUGGAGUCUCAAUUUUGGUAACAAAACACUUUUCUGAUACAUAUUCUGAAAUUGAUCAUGAGACUGAAUUUUCCUUACUGUAUUCUGGAUGAAGUCAGUGGGACCUCCUUACAAUUUUCACGUGUGUCUUUAUACUAGAUGAUUACCUGCGGCUUAUCUAAGGAUGUGAAAGAUGUUGAUUUAGUAACGUCAUUCCCAUACAAUAAAUUCUGUCAGCUCCCAUGGGUCAAAAGGGUUCCAUCACUCCAGACCACUGUCCCAUCACAGGAGCUGUCCCAGGUGUGCUAGUGUGUAAUUCUUUCUGUUGUCAUCUGUGUGUAAAUUCAUUGUUGAACAAGUUUAGCUGAUUUUCUUGGGUAAUGUAAAACACAUACUGAAUUUUUGGUAACCUAGUGUGUACUGGAAACAGU
Erpetoichthys calabaricus (reedfish) is the source of this 4328-nucleotide messenger RNA. Its product is annotated as stereocilin-like. Gene Ontology annotation, cellular component: kinocilium; cell surface; stereocilium tip. The coding region runs from base 4 to 3867 and encodes 1287 amino acids. Gene Ontology annotation, biological process: cell-matrix adhesion. The transcript is spliced from 25 exons. The record is from RefSeq and is a predicted model, not a curated record. NCBI's taxonomy places the organism in Eukaryota, Metazoa, Chordata, Cladistia, Polypteriformes, Polypteridae.